This is a messenger RNA of Silurus meridionalis, 1251 nucleotides long. RefSeq names its product family with sequence similarity 228 member A (gene fam228a). NCBI's taxonomy places the organism in Eukaryota, Metazoa, Chordata, Actinopteri, Siluriformes, Siluridae. The transcript is spliced from 8 exons. Bases 183 to 1001 code for a protein of 272 amino acids. The record is from RefSeq and is a predicted model, not a curated record.
UUUAUUUAUCUAUUCAUCCACCCACUAUCAGUAAAACAACCCGUAAGUGCGUGCGCGCGUCGCAAACGCGUCACCAUGGCAACGCAGCCUGCCACCUGAGACCUCGUUCUGAGGUACUUGCACGCCGCCAUUUUGUCACCAAACUCCUGAAGUGGAUAAAAAAACACACGGUUAUCUGAAUAAUGCUGGUUAAAAGCAGAAAACAUCACAACGGUCUGAUAACCCUCCACAAACCUGUCCCACCAUGUCUGCUGCAUGAAACGACUUCCAGAGAUGUUGGGAAAGAAGUAGUGGAGUCUCCAUGUGUUAGAAGUGUGAGUCAGAAAUCCACCAAGGUCAUUAAAGACCCAGGCAUUAAGAAGGUGCACACUGUCCCUUCCUGCUCAGUAAAACAACAACAGGACAAACUCCUUGUGGAAAAGCAGGAAGCAGAUGCCAUCACGAAACCUCUUCUGGACAACGAGAAUGGAUUUGUUAAGGAUCUGGAAGGUUUCCUCAAGCACAGAGACAUGCAGCAUGUGAGAAAGCAUGAGCUCCUGCACAAGCGCUGGACAGAUCGUGUGUGGUGGCCAGUGCAGCGCAGCAUCGAACGCCACUUUAUACGCCGACGUCACGAAGGCUCGAAGAAGAGGCACUCGGGCGACAUCGUCUACAGCGCCAAGGUCAACACCGCUCCCUUGGAGGAUCCACUGUUUCUCCACUCACGUUCAAGAACGAGGGAGAAGAAAGCGGUUCUUCACUGCUUGACAGCAUUUGACUUCACAGGAAGCACGGAUAGCUCUCCUUGGGUGACGUCAGAAGAAGAACAGAGCAGGAACAAGAGAAGCAGCAGGAACCAAAGCCUCAUUUGCAUGACCGUCUCAGAUGGGCGGUGCUUCCGGCCUGAAUGCUGGUCCUCGAUUGAUCUAUCUCGCAGAUGUUCGGCAAAGUCAUGGGAUGACGGCGCAUCCUCGACCUCAUCCAGCACUGACAUGGGAACGUUUUUUUUUCUUUCAGGUUGAGGUGCAUUCUUUCUGUUUUAUGGCUAGUAAUGAAAGUUAAUAGAAAAAAGGCUACAAGUUGUUAUUAGUAUUGUUAUUAUUAAUAUCAGUAGUAGACAUAUUGCGCAGAUCGAAUCCCAUCGCUUCGGAAUAAAUGGUUAACAUUUGUUCAGACGGUGGAAAGUAAAUCACUUACAAUUUUUUUUUUUUUUUACAAUAAUUAGUUUAUUCGGCUGCAGUCUUCAUUGAUAAAACAAAUCGCAAAGCAAAC